AAUAUAAGAGACUUCGCCAACUUGGGCAUUGACCAUUUGGAAAAAUGACCAUCGGCAAAGCAGCGAUUUUGCUCGGCAGCUUUCUGCUGUUCUUGGUGCUUCCCGUACAGUCGGCGCCUGGUAAACUGAACGGUCGAGUGGUGGGCGGUGAGGAUGCGGUGAAAAAUCAGUUUCCCCACCAGGUCUCCCUAAGGAACGCCGGUUCCCACAGCUGUGGAGGUUCGAUUCUGACAAGAACCUACAUCUUAACCGCCGCCCAUUGUGUGUCCAACGAGGACGCGAAUCAUGUGAUUACGCCAAUUGCUGCGGAGCGCUUCACCAUUCGAGCGGGUUCCAACGAUCGAUUCAGCGGUGGAGUCCUUGUCCAGGUGGUCGAGGUGAUUGUCCACGAGGAGUACGGCAACUUCCUUAACGACGUGGCCCUGCUGCGACUAGAGACCCCACUGAUCCUGUCCGCGAGCAUUCAGCCCAUCGAUCUACCCACUGCGGAUACGCCGGCGGAUGUAGAUGUCGUAAUUUCCGGGUGGGGAAGGAUCAAGCACCAGGGAGACUUGCCUCGCUAUCUGCAGUACAACACUCUGAAGUCGAUAACCAGGCAGCAGUGUGAGGAGCUGAUCGAUUUCGGAUUUGAGGGUGAGCUGUGCCUGCUCCACAAGGUGGACAAUGGUGCCUGCAAUGGCGACUCCGGUGGUCCGGCCGUAUAUAACAACCAACUGGUGGGCGUGGCCGGAUUCGUCGUGGACGGGUGCGGGUCCAGCUACCCGGACGGAUAUGCCAGGGUCUUUUACUUUAAGGACUGGAUCAAAAAGCACUCUGAUGUCUAAGAAUAUCAAGCAAGGAAAUGAGUUUGCUAAUUAAACCUAGAAUAUAAAGCAAUUUUUUUUUGUAUAAAUUUAAAAA
Messenger RNA from Drosophila simulans, 900 nucleotides. It is a transcript of the gene Ser6, whose product is annotated as serine protease SP24D. The transcript has a single exon. Gene Ontology annotation, molecular function: serine-type endopeptidase activity. Bases 45 to 824 code for a protein of 259 amino acids. The record is from RefSeq and is a predicted model, not a curated record. Gene Ontology annotation, biological process: proteolysis. Lineage: Eukaryota; Metazoa; Arthropoda; Insecta; Diptera; Drosophilidae.